AGGAGAAGCAGAUCACGUGACAUUGUGUUUCUGUUCAGCAGAGGCUGGUCUGUGUGCGUAUGUGUGUGUGAGCUCAUACAGACGGACACACUGGAGGACAGUUGCUGAGUCAGUGUGUGAGAAGACUCUUCCUCUGUUCUCUCCUCUCUGUUACUCACAGGGACUUGGUAAUUAAUACAAAAAAUGGCAAGAAAUCUUCUCAAAAAUCCAAAUGGAGAUGAGGGGCUGGAAUUCUGGGAGUUGACGGAGAACGGUGGAAACGAGUGGUGCGUGGAGGACAUGCCCGGAGACUGUGGACAUGAGUUCAGCAACGAGGCUGUAACCAAAUACUUCUGCACCUCCUUUGAAAUGUGUCUUAAGAGUCAGGUGAUUGAUCUCCUGGAAGAAGACUACGCUCCUUAUGACUUGGACAAUCAGCCAGCUGUCACAGUUGAGGACUGGUACUGUAGCCGAACAGACUGUGGCUGUAUAUACCAGCUAUCCGUUUGUCUCCUGGAUGAGAAUAAGGAGGUUUUGCAGGAGUACAGGCCCGAGACGGUGACUCUCGACCCUGACAUUGACGACUGCUCGUGGAGACAGGUGACCCACACGUUUUGUGAUUACGGCCCGGGUUUGCGCUUCAUCUCUUUUGAGCACGGUGGAAAGGACACUAAAUACUGGAACGGCUGGUUUGGAGUGAGAGUGACCGGGAGCUCCGUCACUAUAGACCACUAAAAGUCCACGGCUGAGGCACACAGAUCUGAUAAUAGCCUAACGAUGAUCUAGAGCAGUGGUUCUCAAAGUUGAAGUGAGAGUGUAAACCAGGCUUCCACAUGAUCCGAUACAAUAGGAUACGGUUUCCAUUCUUAAGGCAACAAGCCUAAAUUUAACAAUGUCACUGAAUCUACUACAAUCUGAUACGAUACUCUAUGACAAAGUAUCCUUUGACACAUGACCAACUUUGUUCAGAAUCUCAAGCUCAAAUCCAUGAUCCUGAGAUCAAGAGUCCUAUGCUCUACCAACUGAACUAGCCGGGGUCCAUAGUAAUAAAUAAUUCUAUUUAUUUUAUUUUUUCUAUUUAUAAUCUUUUAGAUAAUACUUGAUUUAUGCUCAUUAGGGUCCCUGGAGGACUAGUGGUUAGGCCACACACUCUCACCACCGUAGUAAGGGUUUGAUUCCCGGCCAGGGAACCAACCCCAGUGCAACAGUACGCUCUCAGUGCCAGUCCCAAUCCCGGAUAAAAUUGGGGAGGGUUCCAUCAGGAAGGGCAUCCAGUGUAAAAACUGUGUGGACCAAUGAUCUGCCGUGGCGACCCCUAAUGGGAGUAUCCAAAAGAGGAACAACAACUCUAUGAUCAUUGAUUUAUCAUUAUGAUUUAUGAUCAUUGAACCUUUUCCAUUGAUGCAAGAUCCAAAUUGUCCGAUCACUAGACCCCUUCCGUGAAGCAUAGCCUGUGAUUUUUUUUAAGAUCAUAUAACACUUCAAUAAUCCCAGAUGGGAAAUUCUAGUGUUACAGCAGCAGGCAAGAGAAAAUAGAGAAUAUAAGACACAAAAGACAAUAUAGCAGCAGAAGACUAUUAAUACAAGCUAAAAUAAUCAACUAUGCAAAAUGAGAUGGAAUAUAACCAGAUACACUUGUUAAAAAAGUUGUUCUUACAGUGGUGAAAAUCACAACCAUUAUCAAAAUAUGUAUUACUGAGUUUCUGUAGUUUGACUGUUCAGCUGAACUUCUAAAUCUAAAUGAAAAUUGUAAUGAAAUUAAAUAAUGUGUAAUGAGUUCUGUCAGUGGAAAGUUCACAAAUAAUAAGAAUAAAAAAAAAGCUCCAAUAAACAGCCAAAAAUUAAACCUGUUAUUAAAGUGGUCCCUGGCUGCAGAAAGUUUGAGAACCACUGAUCUAGAGGUUAUUUAGUUAAAUUUAUCUGAGUCGCUUGCUGUGCUUUUAGCAUUCUGCACACACACACACACACACACACACACAGGACUGGGCUUUUAUGUGAAGGUCAAUCCUGCAUAGAGCGUGAAGUGUGUAUGCAUUGUGUAUUGUAUAGACUGAGAGAAAAAGCCUUACUCUUAUUACUGCUGCAUGUGUGUAUCUAUUAACAGCUACCUCUACUCAUCGGGUCAUUUAUUAAUAAUAAAACACUGUCUGCUAACACACACCAGUCAGACUGAAAAGCUCUUAUACAUAAACAUACACUACAUCGGUUCCUGACUGCUAGUAAAAGAAAAUAUGACCAAAUAAAAAUGUAUGACACGUUU
Pangasianodon hypophthalmus (striped catfish) is the source of this 2239-nucleotide messenger RNA. RefSeq names its product F-box protein 2 (gene fbxo2). The transcript is spliced from 6 exons. Gene Ontology annotation, cellular component: cytoplasm; SCF ubiquitin ligase complex. Bases 184 to 714 code for a protein of 176 amino acids. Gene Ontology annotation, molecular function: ubiquitin protein ligase activity. The record is from RefSeq and is a predicted model, not a curated record. Gene Ontology annotation, biological process: glycoprotein catabolic process; SCF-dependent proteasomal ubiquitin-dependent protein catabolic process. Lineage: Eukaryota; Metazoa; Chordata; Actinopteri; Siluriformes; Pangasiidae.